GCAUUGAUUCUGCCGUAUUUUAAGCGAUGAGUACCCUCUGUGUAUUGUUGACUUCUUGAACUAAUUAUAAUUCAGUCUUAUUACUACUUCUCUCAUCUCUCUGAAGACGAAGGAGAAGAGAGAGAGAGAGAAGAUGCUGAGGAUAAGAUCAAGGAUCAUCUUCAUUUCUGGAUCAUUGCUUCGUCAAACCUCCAAUAACAAGUUUUCUACCCACUCAGAAAGGAAACUAGAAGGGAAGGUAGCAAUGAUCACAGGUGCUGCAAGUGGCAUAGGAAAAGAAACCGCCGCUAAAUUCAUCAGCCAUGGUGCCAAGGUGAUAAUAGCUGAUAUACAAAGGCGGCUCGGCCAAGAAACGGCAAGUGAGCUCGGACUAAACGCCACGUUUGUGCCAUGCGACGUCACAAAAGAAUCUGACAUUUCCGACGUUGUGGAUUUUGCCGUUUCCAAACAUGGACAACUCGACAUAAUGUACAACAAUGCAGGGAUAGCAUGCCGAACUCCGCUGAGCGUAGUGGACCUUGACCUUGCCCGAUUCGACCAAGUCAUGGCCAUCAAUAUCCGAGGCGUAGUGGCGGGGAUCAAGCACGCCGCUCGGGUGAUGAUCCCACGGGGAAGUGGUUGCAUUUUGUGCACGGGCAGCGUGACCGGUGUGAUGGGAGGGCUAGCACAGCCUACUUAUUCAACGACCAAAUCAUGCGUAAUAGGAAUUGUGAGGUCCAUUACAGGGGAGCUGUGCAAGAAUGGAAUAAGAAUCAAUUGCAUAUCUCCAUUUGCCAUUCCAACAGCCUUUUCGUUGGACGAGAUGAAAGGCUACUUCCCAGGGCUGGAACCUGAGGAUCUUACUAAAAUUUUACACGGUGCUAGUGAGCUCAAAGGAGCAUAUUGUGAGCCCAUUGAUGUAGCCAAUGCUGCUCUUUUCUUGGCUAGUGAAGAUGCCAAGUUUAUUAGUGGCCAAAAUCUCGUGGUAGAUGGUGGUUUCACCUCGUUUAAAAGUUUAAACUUAUCCCAUCUAGUACAAUAACGUUCCGUACAAAUUUAUAUUUAAUAUGCAACUUGAUUCUUUCUAGAAUCACUUUUCAAA
Molecule: messenger RNA, 1081 nt
Organism: Lycium barbarum (goji berry)
Lineage: Eukaryota; Viridiplantae; Streptophyta; Magnoliopsida; Solanales; Solanaceae
Product: short-chain dehydrogenase reductase 3c-like
Exons: 4
Coding region: 134-1021 (295 amino acids)
Source: RefSeq, a predicted model, not a curated record